AUGCCUUCUGGGGAAGACAAUGGCGCUUUACGGAAUUUCAAGCUGAACGAGUCAACUUUCUUAGCUUCACUCAUGCCCAAGAAAGAAAUUGCUGCCGAUCGGUUUGUUGAAGCCCACCCGGAAUACGACGGUCGUGGAGUGAUUAUUGCAAUUUUUGAUUCUGGGGUGGACCCGGCUGCUGCCGGGCUUCAAGAAACUUCUGAUGGGAAGCCAAAGAUCUUAGAUGUUAUUGAUUGCACUGGGAGUGGGGAUAUUGAUACAUCAACAGUAGUGAAGGCUGAUGACCAUAGUUGUAUCCGCGGGACCUCUGGGUCGACUUUGGUUUUAAAUUCUUCAUGGAAGAAUCCAACUGGCGAAUGGCAUGUGGGUUGUCAGUUGGUUUAUGAGCUUUUCGCAAAUACGCUAACUUCUCGAUUGAAGAAAGAGAGAAAGAAAAGGUGGGAUGAAAAGAAUCAGGAAGCAAUUGCUGAGGCUGUGAAGCAGCUUGAUGAAUAUGACAAGAAACACACGAAAAUUGAGGAUGCAAACUUGAAAAAGGUCAGGGAGGAUCUCCAGAAUAGAGUUGAUCUUCUACGCAAGCAGGCUGAUAGCUAUGAUGAUAAAGGACCUGUCAUAGAUGCUGUUGUAUGGCAUGAUGGAGAAGUUUGGAGGGCUGCUCUUGACACGCAGAGUUUUGAUGAUGAACCAGGAUGCGGGAAGCUUGCUGACUUUGUUCCUUUAACUAAUUAUAGGAUUGAGCGAAAGUAUGGCAUUUUUAGCAAAUUAGACGCAUGUACAUGUGUUCUUAACAUAUAUAAUGAAGGCAACAUUUUGAGUGUCGUAACCGAUAGCUCUCCCCAUGGUACUCAUGUUGCUGGAAUAUCUGCCGCUUUCCAUCAAAAGGAGCCUUUGUUGAAUGGCGUUGCCCCUGGAGCACAAUUGAUUUCAUGUAAAAUUGGAGAUUCACGCUUAGGUUCAAUGGAAACAGGAACAGGCUUGACUCGAGCACUGAUUGCAGCCGUGGAGCACAAAUGUGAUCUUAUAAACAUGAGUUAUGGGGAGGCCACUUUGCUCCCAGAUUAUGGUCGUUUUGUUGAUCUUGUGAAUGAGGUAGUCAACAAGCACAGGCUGAUAUAUGUUAGUAGUGCUGGUAACAAUGGACCAGCAUUGAGCACUGUGGGUGCACCCGGUGGUACCACAUCGAGUAUUAUAGGAGUUGGUGCAUAUGUUUCUCCUACCAUGGCUGCCGGAACUCACAACUUAGUUGAGGCUCCUCCUGAAGGUCUUGAAUAUACCUGGUCUAGUCGAGGACCAACAGCUGAUGGGGAUCUUGGAGUCUGCAUAAGUGCUGCUGGAGGAGCUGUAGCUCCUGUUCCUACAUGGACUCUUCAACGACGUAUGCUUAUGAAUGGAACAUCAAUGUCAUCUCCAUCUGCUUGUGGUGGGGUUGCUCUGCUUGUCAGUGCCAUGAAGGCUGAAGGGAUUCCUGUGAGUCCAUACAGUGUCCGGAAGGCUCUGGAGAACACAGCAAUUCCUGUGGGUGGAUUGCCUGAAGAUAAACUGACUUCUGGACAAGGGCUUAUGCAAGUUGACAAGGCAUAUGAAUACGUUCAGAAGUCAUGUAAUGUUCCGUGUGUAUGGUACCAAGUAAAGGUUAAUCAGUCUGGAAAACCAACACCCACAUCACGAGGUAUCUACCUAAGGGAGGCUAAUUCUUGUCGACAGAAAACAGAGUGGACAGUGAAAGUGGAACCCAAGUUUCAUGAAGAUGCCAGCAACCUAGACCAACUGGUUCCCUUUGAAGAGUGUAUUGAGUUACAUUCUACUGGAGAAGCAGUGGUGAGAGCUCCGGAGUAUCUUCUCCUCACUCAUAAUGGACGUGACUUCAACUUGAUUGUGGACCCUACGCAUCUCAGUGAUGGUUUACACUAUUAUGAAGUCUAUGGAUUAGAUUGCAAAGCACCGUGGCGUGGUCCUCUCUUCAGAAUUCCAGUUACUAUUACAAAGCCUAAAGCUGUGGAAAGCCGUCCUCCCCUGGUCACGUUUCAAAAGCUGUCAUUUCUGCCUGGCCAUAUUGAACGCACGUUUAUUGAAGUUCCACUUGGUGCAACUUGGGUUGAGGCAAAUAUGAAAACAUCAGGAUUUGAAACUGCUCGAAGAUUUUUCAUAGAUGCUGUUCAGAUUUCCCCCCUUCGAAGGCCAAUGAAAUGGGAAAGUGUUGCUACAUUUUCUUCUCCUUCUUCCAAAAGCUUUGCCUUUCCUGUGGAGGGUGGCCUUACAAUGGAACUAGCAAUAGCUCAAUUUUGGUCCAGCGGUGUUGGAAUUCAUGAAACCACUGUUGUAGAUCUAGAAAUUGCAUUCCAUGGCAUCAAAAUCAACAACAAAGACAUUGUACUUCAUGGUGGUGAAGCACCUGUCCGAGUUGACGCUGAAGCUCUUCUAUCUGUCGAGAAACUUGGCCCUACAGCAGUACUAAAUAAGGUAAGAGUUCCAUAUCGUCCUAUUGAUGCUAAACUGAGCACGCUAGCAGCAGAGCGGGACAAAUUGCCGUCAGGCAAACAGACACUGGCACUAAUAUUGACUUACAAAUUCAAAUUGGAAGAUGCAGCUGAGAUAAAGCCUCAGAUUCCCCUACUUAACAAUCGCAUAUAUGAUAACAAGUUUGAGUCUCAAUUUUACAUGAUAUCAGAUCCAAACAAGCGUGUAUAUGCCAUGGGUGAUGUUUAUCCAGAUUCUGCAAAACUUCCCAAGGGUGAAUACAAUUUGCACCUUUAUCUAAGGCAUGACAAUAUGCAGUGUUUGGAGAAAAUGAAACACUUGGUGUUAUUCAUUGAAAGAACCUUGGAAGAGAAGGAAGUUAUUCGAUUGAGUUUUUAUGAUCAACCUGAUGGCCCCAUGAUGGGUAAUGGAAGCUUUAAAUCUUCAACAUUAGUUCCUGGCGUGAAAGAAGCAUUUUAUGUGGGCCCUCCAACAAAGGACAAGCUCCCCAAGCACACUCCAGGAGGAUCUGAACUGGUUGGGGCAAUUUCAUACGGAAAGCUCUCAUCUGCAAUGAACGAUGUGGGUAAAAAUCCAGAAAAGAAUCCUGUAUCUUAUGGCAUAUCAUAUCUAGUGCCACCAAUUCAGAUUGAUGACGACAAGGGUAAAUGUUUUUCUUCAAGUUGCACUAAGAGUGUGGAGGAAAAGUUAGAAGAAGAGCUCCGCAAUACCAAAAUUAAGGUUCUAGCCAGUCUAAAACAAGGCACUGAUGAGGAACGUGCUGCAUGGAAGAAGUUAUCCAUCUCCCUUAAGUCAGAGUACCCCAAAUACACGCCAUUGCUUUCUAAAAUAUUGGAAGGGUUGCUCUCCCAGAAGAAUGGUGAAGACAAGAUUCAUCAUUAUGAAGAGAUCAUCACUGCCGCAGAUGAGGUUAUUGAUAGUGUUGAUACAGAUGAAUUGGCCAAAUAUCUUUCUCAGAAAACCGAGCCAGAAGAUGAGGGUGCAGAAAAACUGAAAAAGAAAAUGGAGACAACUCGUGAUCAGUUGGCAGAAGCCUUGUACCAGAAAGGAAUAGCUUUAGCAGAGAUCGAACAUCUGAAGGGUGAGAAACACGCGGAUGCGGAGGAUGCUGAAGCUGCUUCCGAUUCUCAUGUCCAACCAGAUUUGUUUGAAGAGAACUUCAAAGAACUCAAAAAAUGGGUGGAUGUAAAAUCCUCCAGAUACGGCACACUCUUAGUUACAAAUGAGAGACGUAAAGGAAGGCUUGGAACUGCACUAAAGGUGUUAAACGACAUGAUCCAAGAUGAACAGCCUCCGAAAAGGAAGCUAUAUGAAAUGAAGAUUUCAUUGCUGGAGCAAAUAGAAUGGUACCAUUUGGUAUCUUACGAGAAACUAUGGAUGAACGUGCGAUUCCCAGCGUGUCUGCCUCUUUUUUAG
Fraxinus pennsylvanica is the source of this 3894-nucleotide messenger RNA. The record is from the annotation of a GenBank genome assembly. NCBI's taxonomy places the organism in Eukaryota, Viridiplantae, Streptophyta, Magnoliopsida, Lamiales, Oleaceae.